Molecule: messenger RNA, 1407 nt
Organism: Magallana angulata
Lineage: Eukaryota; Metazoa; Mollusca; Bivalvia; Ostreida; Ostreidae
Product: nectin-4-like
Exons: 6
Coding region: 1-1407 (468 amino acids)
Biological process (GO): cell-cell adhesion
Cellular component (GO): cell-cell junction
Molecular function (GO): cell adhesion molecule binding
Source: RefSeq, a predicted model, not a curated record
AUGGACAAGAUUACGGUUAUGCAAUUUAUCUUGCAUUUUAUGAUUCUGGAAAAAAGGGUGUAUCCCUUAACCAUGGAAACGGAAGACGUUGUCAUUAAUUUGCAAGAGGACAACAGUUUUACACUCAAUUGUACAUAUAAAAUAAGUACAGAAAUAAUUUCGUACGGAGGAAUCAUGUGGCAAAAACAGAUAAAUGGUACAUUCAAAGAUAUAGCAUUUUUUUCACAUGCUGGUGGCAAACCUCCAUUUUUUGAAAAGGAAAUGGAAACUUUAUACGAAAACAGAACAGAGCUCAUCGGCCCAAAUACCUCCCUCUCUGCUGUGAUGAUAAUAAAGGACCCUGUCUGUACUGAUGAAGGAACAUACAACUGCUUGAUACGAUACUUUUACGAUAAUUCACUUAAAGCAAACACAACCCCAUCUGUAGUUGUAUUCAAUUCGAAAGCAACAAAACCUGAACAGUUUCUGGUGUUUCCAAAUGAGGUACACGAGAACCAGUCCAUUACUAUACAUUGUAUUGCAGAUGUCGGAAGUCCACAUGGAUAUAUUCAAAUUUGGAAAAAAACUGAAAAAUCUAAUACAUCUGAGGUGAUUUACAAAUCAUCCACAACAAACGGCAAAACAGAAAACUGUACAGAAAUAAUCAAUGUUACCACCACUUACAUUAUGACCAGAGAAGACAAUGGAGCUCUCUUUCGAUGUACCUCAAAAAACAAUUUCACCAAAGAGUCAAUACCGAGUAGCGAUUCAUCAAAAAUUUCGGUUAUCUAUGGACCUGGCACGCCUGCAGUCGUCUUGUCACCAAACAAGCCAGCGUACUUUGUUGGGGAGUUUCUCACAAUUCAAUGUAGUUCUGACAGUAAUCCACCGCCUGUCUUUACUUGGAGCUUUAAGCCACAAAACAAAUAUGGAGACACAAGGAUCGAAUAUUUUCAAUACAAAUCUAAGCUAGUGUUCCAUAGCCUUAAAACGGAGAAUGCUGGAACCUAUACCUGCACCGUUAACAACGCGACAAAUAAUCUAACCUCUUUUGUUUUUGUCCAUGUCAAAAAUUAUGAGAGAAUAUACACUGGUUGUGAUCAAUGUGGAUAUAUCGAAACAUGUCAGCAGAGUAAUGAAAAAACGGUUUGUAUUGUCAAUAUUUGGAUGCCUAUCGCAGUGGUCUGUAUACUGUUAAGUGCAACAUUCGCUGUCUCGUCUAUUGUUAUGAUCAGGCAGAGAAAGAGAACACAAGAGAGCACUGCAACCAACAAUAUAAUAUUUGAAAACAGAUCUCCUCCAUCUGAUGCUACAUCUGAGAAAGUGGAUCUACAUGGAGGGUACAUAUCACCUGAGGAUUUAGAUUUUGGGUCUCCUUCUCCUACUGUAACACAGAAAGGAAAUGGUGCUGCAUACUCGCCCCUAUAG